GCCUUUUGUUUAAUGGGCCUUAAGUCCUAAGUAAAUAUGUUGGAGAGACUGAAAAGAAUGUAAGGGACCUGUUUGCUGAUGCUGAGAAUGACCAACGAACUCCGGGUGAUCAAAGUGAUCUGCAUGUUAUCAUUUUUGAUGAAAUUGAUGCUAUUUGCAAGGAUGUUGUUUGAAUUGCUUGUCCUAACAGGUGCACAAGGUGGGAUGGAUUGGACUUCUAUCUUGAGAAAACGCCAUGAUUUCAGGGCUACUUUCGCCAGGUUUGAUGCAGAAAUCGUCGCCAACUUCACAGAAAGACAAAUUGCAUCAGUGGCCACAGAUUGCAACCUGGAUUUAAACAAGGUUCGAGGUGCCAUCAACAAUGCUAACAGAAUCCUCCAGGUCAGAUUGUUGAUUGGACCUGAUUUUCUUUAAAUGAUCUUGAUAAUCCAUUUUAUUUAAAUGAGCA
Molecule: messenger RNA, 448 nt
Organism: Magnolia sinica
Lineage: Eukaryota; Viridiplantae; Streptophyta; Magnoliopsida; Magnoliales; Magnoliaceae
Exons: 4
Coding region: 79-414 (111 amino acids)
Biological process (GO): base-excision repair
Molecular function (GO): DNA-3-methyladenine glycosylase activity
Source: RefSeq, a predicted model, not a curated record